UUUCUCUUUGUGCGGUCAAUUUUUGAAAGUUAAAAAAAAAACAACGAUUUGCUUUCUACAUACGUGUGUGUAUAUAUAUAAUAAGACUCUUUCGUAUAUAAUAAUACUAACACAUGCUAUUUUAUAAUUCACAACUUUCAGCCACUUACAUACACACACAAAAAAAAAACCAUGGCGGCAAUUGUGUGGUGGCUAAUAACGGUGGUUGUGGUGGUGGUUCACUCGGCGUCCGCCAGACCUAUAGUGUUGAAUUGGGAGGUUAAGUAUAAGUUCCGGUGGCCGGACUGUAAAGAAGGCGUGGUGAUGGCCAUCAACGAUCAGUUUCCGGGGCCGACGAUAAAUGCCGUCUCUGGAGACACCGUCAUCAUCUACCUCACCAACAAACUCUCCACGGAAGGUGUUGUCAUCCAUUGGCACGGCAUACGUCAGAAUGGGACUCCGUGGGCGGAUGGAGCAGCCGGUGUGACGCAAUGUGCCAUUAGUCCUGGCGAGACUUACACUUACAAUUUCACUGUUGAUAAGCCAGGAACACAUUUCUACCAUGGACACUACGGGAUGCAGAGAUCGGCGGGACUAUACGGGAUGAUGAUAGUGAGAUCGCCCGAAGAGAGACUACGUUACGACGGAGAGUUUAACCUGUUGCUCAGUGAUUGGUGGCACCAAAGCGUCCACGCGCAAGAACUCGCUCUCUCCUCGAAACCUAUGCGUUGGAUCGGCGAACCUCAGAGUCUGCUGAUCAACGGAAGAGGACAGUUCAACUGUUCGCAGGCGGCGUAUUUUAGCGAAGGAGGAGGACUGAGACAGUGCACGUUUAAAGAAAACGACGAGUGCGCACCUGAAACGCUACGUGUCGAGCCUAAUAAAGUUUAUCGUCUUCGGAUCGCUAGCACCACUAAUCUUGCUUCCCUUAACUUGGCCGUUGAAGGACACAAACUGGAGGUUGUUGAAGCCGACGGGAACUACGUCGCGCCGUUCACCGUCGACGACAUUGACAUCUAUUCCGGCGAGACCUACUCCGUUCUUCUUCGAACCCACUCGUUUUCUUCCAAGAAGCACUUUAUCUCCGUCGGCGUUCGUGGCCGGAAACCCAACACUACUCAGGCACUCACUAUCUUAAAUUACGCCGAUGCCAGUGACUCCGAUCGCCCAACUAAUCCGCCGCCGGUGACUCCCAGGUGGGACGACUACUAUCGGAGCAAAAGCUUCUCGAAGAAGAUAUUCGCCGCGGAGGGAUACACACCGCCGCCGAAGAAAUCAGACGACCAGCUCAUCCUCCUCAACACCCAGAACCUGAUCGACGGAUACACGAAAUGGGCAAUCAACAACGUCUCCUUGUCCGUGCCGGUGACUCCGUAUCUCGGAUCCAUCAGGUACGGGCUGAAUAAACACGAACUGAAAUCGCCGGCAAAGAGGUUCGUCAAAGACUACGACAUCCUGAAGCCGCCGGUGAAUCCCAACACCGUGAAAGGCACCGGGCUCUACACUUUCCCGUCGGGAAUCGUCGUCGACGUGAUUCUCCAGAACGCGAACGUCUUAAAAGGUAAAAACAGCGAGAUCCAUCCGUGGCAUCUCCACGGCCACGAUUUCUGGGUCUUGGGUUACGGCGAAGGGAGGUUCAGACCCGGAGUCGACGAGAAGACGUAUAAUCUGAGGAACCCGCCGUUACGGAAUACGGUGGCGUUGUAUCCGUUUGGAUGGACGGCGUUAAGAUUCGUAACGGAUAAUCCAGGGGUUUGGUUCUUUCACUGCCACAUCGAACCGCAUUUGGGUAUGGGUAUGGGUGUGGUUUUCGCCGAGGGAGUAGACCAGAUCCUUAAGAUGGAUAUACCGGACGAGGCGCUCACUUGUGGUUCAACCAUGAAAUUGCUCAUGAACCGGGGACGCCGUUAAAUAACCGGCCCUAUACCGGCGUUCUUUGUAAUAGUAGUAUGUUUUUGAUGUGAGUGUGUGUCAAAAUGGUUGAGAUUCAUUUGUAGUUUUACUCCCACCAAACGUUCGACCCGUGUUAGUCUCAAUUUAAAUCUUUAGCUCAGUUUCUCAACUCAAUAAAUCUUAUGAUUAACUUAAUUCAGGCUUUUAUCAACUCAAUCUGAAAAUAAGUUUUCAG
Thlaspi arvense is the source of this 2107-nucleotide messenger RNA. NCBI's taxonomy places the organism in Eukaryota, Viridiplantae, Streptophyta, Magnoliopsida, Brassicales, Brassicaceae. The record is from the annotation of a GenBank genome assembly.